Molecule: messenger RNA, 309 nt
Organism: Phalaenopsis equestris
Lineage: Eukaryota; Viridiplantae; Streptophyta; Magnoliopsida; Asparagales; Orchidaceae
Product: lipid phosphate phosphatase epsilon 2, chloroplastic-like
Exons: 2
Biological process (GO): protein N-linked glycosylation; lipid biosynthetic process
Cellular component (GO): intracellular membrane-bounded organelle; endoplasmic reticulum membrane
Molecular function (GO): dolichyldiphosphatase activity
Source: RefSeq, a predicted model, not a curated record
UUAUUAUUUUAGAGCAAGUGGCUCGUGAGCGCCCUUUUCGGCAUCGCCAUUAUGUGGAAGCAUGAUCCGGUGACCAUUUGGGCGGCCAUGGGAUCCUUACUGAAUUCGCUGCUGUCAACCACGCUGAAGAAGCUCUUAAACCACGAGAGGCCGUCAGCUCUGAGAACAGAUCCUGGAAUGCCCUCCACCCAUGCUCAGAUCAUCUUCUAUGCGGUCGUCUUCUCCAUUUAUUCAGCAAUGGAAUGGAUGGGAGUGAAUGUGAGCUCGGUUGUUGUUGGAGCUGCUAUCUUCAUCUUUGGCGCUUAUCUG